Molecule: messenger RNA, 945 nt
Organism: Exophiala bonariae
Lineage: Eukaryota; Fungi; Ascomycota; Eurotiomycetes; Chaetothyriales; Herpotrichiellaceae
Exons: 1
Coding region: 1-945 (314 amino acids)
Source: RefSeq, a predicted model, not a curated record
AUGGCUUCUUUCUCGAUGAUUCUGGCGAAUGGAAAGUGCCUUACUGGGAGCAAUCACUUCCCUAUGAGGCCUCCACCUUCCCGCGUUGCAGCAUUGCCUCUCAUAGUUGCCGUGCAUGGAGGAACUUACACCAGUGACUACUUUGAUGCAGAUGCCGACCAUACUCUCCGCUAUAUGUCCCAGGCGCUGGCCGUCCCUGUCGUCGCUAUUGAUCGCCCGGGGUAUGGUGGCACCUCUCCACUACCACCAAUCCCGACAGAGUCAAGUUUUAUACAAGAACAAGGCAUCUACUUGCACAAAUACAUCUUACCGUUUUUGUGGAAGACACAUGCGUCGAAUCUAGGUGUUUCUUCCAUCGUCUUGUACGGACACUCAAUCGGGGCAGCUGUGGCGGUCAUUACGUCGUCCUUGCACGCCCGUGACGGUGACCUGCCGCCGUAUCCUCUUUCUGGAAUGUCUAUAUCUGGUGUUGGCUCAAACGUCAAAACUUUGCCUAUGGAAGAAUUCCACAAAGACCCGCGAGAAUUGAUUGGUAUCUCUAUCAGGAUCCCGAGCGAUCAAAAAGACAUACUCAUGCUGGGAGCAGCAAAACUGCACAGUCCUUCUAUUCUCAAACAAACAGAGAGGCUACAGCACGAUGUGAGUUUGGAAGAACUGUACGACAUCAAUGUCUUAUGGAGAAGCUACUGGCGAACGUUCGCAGCAAGUGUCAAGGUGCCUGUACUCUACACGCUCGGAGAACUGGACGAACUGUGGAACAAAUCAGAUCAAGACGUUGAAGACUUUGCUAAAGGCUUUGUAAAUGCCCCGCCUGUCGAGGCACGACGGCUGUUGUCUGCACCACACUGUAUAGAGCACUCGCUACAAUGCACUGGAUUGACGUUGCGCACCUUCGGGUUUGCGAUAGAAUGUGCUGUUCAUCAUCAGCUAGUUUUAAUCAGAUAA